UUUUUUACAGUUGAGUCUAACAGGAUAAGUUUGUUUAUAAUUUUAGAGACAUCAUACUGUAAUUCCCAUGAAUUGACUCAAGCGAGCCGUCAAAAAAUAAACAUGUAUUUUCUGCCUUCAUUAUUCCUAGGGAUGAAAGAGAGAGUUUGAAAUGGAAGUAUCUAACCAGUCUUCUGUGACAGAAUUUGUCUUGCUCGGCCUCUCUGCCCAUCCAAAACUAGAGAAAACGUUCUCUGUGCUUAUCCUGCUGACGUACCUGGUGAUCCUGCUGGGCAACGGGGUCCUCAUUCUGGUGACUGUGUCCGACUCCUGCCUGCACACGCCCAUGUACUUCUUCAUUGGGAACCUCUCCUUCCUGGACAUCUGCUACACAACUUCUUCAGUCCCUCUGGUCCUGGACGGUUUCCUCACUCCCAGGAAAACCAUCUCCUUCUCAGGCUGUGCAGUGCAGAUGUUCCUCUCCUUUGCCAUAGGACCCACAGAGUGUGUUCUCCUGGGCAUGAUGGCAUUUGAUCACUACAUGGCCAUCUGCAACCCCCUUAGGUACCCAGUAGUCAUGAGCAAGGCUGCCUAUGUGCCCAUGGCUGCCAGCUCCUGGGUGGCUGGUGGAGCCAACUCCUUGGUGCAGAUCUCUCUUGCAGUACAGUUACCCUUCUGUGGGGACAAUGUCAUCAACCAUUUCAUCUGUGAGAUCCUGGCAGUUUUAAAGUUGGCUUGUGCUGACAUCUCCAUCAAUGUGAUCAGCAUGGGGGUGGCCAACGUGAUCUUCCUGGGGGUCCCAGUCCUGUUCAUCUUUGUCUCCUACAUCUUCAUACUCACCACUAUUUUAAAGAUUCCCUCAGCUGAGGGGAGGAAAAAGGCUUUCUCCACCUGCUCUGCCCACGUUACUGUGGUGAUUAUCUUCUAUGGAACCAUCCUCUCAAUGUAUGGGAAGCCCAAAUCCAAGGAUUCCCUAGGGGCAGACACAGACCUUUCAGACAAACUCAUCUCCCUCUUCUAUGGACUUUUGACUCCCAUGCUGAACCCCAUCAUUUAUAGUCUGAGCAACAAGGAUGUUAAGACUGCUGUGAGAAGCCUGGUGGCUCAGAAAUGCUUGACUCAGUGAUGAGUUAUAUCCCAUGAUCCAUGCACUCUGAUGGCUCUCACUUGAGAAUCUCAAUUCCAAGCAAAGCUAGGUGAGGGGCAAGCUCAGUUUAGAGCCAUGCUACUCACAAUGUGGUCCAUGGAUCAGCAGUAUCAGCAUCACCUGGAAGCUUAUGAGAUGUACAGAGUCUUGGGACCCAUUGCAGAACUCCUGAAUUGAAAUUUGCAUUUUAACAAGUUCCCCCAGGUGAUUUGUACGGAUGUUAAACUUUGAGAAGUAUCGGUUAAGGGUCUGUAGUGGAUGCUGUGGUGUGCUGCCCGGAUUCCUGUUCACUCCACCUAGCACUGAAGCACUCAUGAGCCCUGUGAGUACUGAUGGUCAACAGCAUUCAAUGGAGUCUCUCUGCAGGGUUGCCUUUGACUAAAGAGUACUACCUCACCCAAAGUCACAUGCCCUUCUCAAGGUCAACUCAUACACAAUGAUAUCAAUGUCAGUAUAAAGACCCAGUCCUCCUUGCCUCAAUGGGGUUAUCUCUAAAGGGUCAUCCCAGCUGGAGAGCUUUCCCAUGGUAGUUCCAGCUCUCCCUCUGCCUAUCCCUGCUUCUUCUAUCUGCUCACAUCCUGUACAGGUGUCGAUCUUUUAAAAUUUUUAUUUAUUUUAAUUUUUAUGAGU
Messenger RNA from Macaca mulatta (Rhesus monkey), 1756 nucleotides. Lineage: Eukaryota; Metazoa; Chordata; Mammalia; Primates; Cercopithecidae. The record is from RefSeq and is a predicted model, not a curated record.